CCCACACAAAGUUGCCAACAUGUAAACAUUGGGAACUGCCAGACAUCACUUGUAACCAGCCUUUUAAUUUUUCCACGUGGUAUUCAGCCUCACAAUUCUGCAUAUUUACUUGCGUAAUUAGUCAUGCAUAUUAUGUGUGGUAUGCAGUGACCAGUUACUGUGGAUCAUAAGUGAGGGUGUUGGCUUCAAGCAGAGUAAAGAGACCUCCCAGUGUGGCUGCGAUCACAACACUGACAGCAUGGGCAGGCAGGGGAAGGAGUGUUCUGUCAUCGCCACCCAGAUUCCAACCGAAUUCACCAGAAGGCAGAUUGAGGAGAAUUUCAGUGUCAUCGGUCCUGUGAAAAAAUGUCACCUGGUUCGAGAUAAAGAUGGUACCUUUAAAGGAGUGGCCUACAUUGUAUACAAUGAAAUAAAUGAUGCUACAGAAGCUGUAAACAAGUUAAACAAUUCAACAUUGAAUGAAAAAAUAAUCAAGGUGAAAUUGACUCGAAAUAGGGAUAAUGGAGAGAGCAACCGCCACCCUGCAGGCAAGGAAGAAGCCAAUCAUGAGGGUUCACUUGACCAAGAAAAAGGAGGCAAGAAAAAGAAACAGCUGGAGAAAAAACAAAAAAAUAGAAAAAACAGAAAUGGAAGAAUUAUCAUAAGAAAUCUUUCCUUCAAGGUUGAUGAGAAAGCAAUUGAAGAUCACUUUUCACAAUAUGGGAAAAUAAGUGAAGUGUCAAUAUUAAAGAAAAGUAAUGGGAAGAUGAUGGGAUGUGCCUUUGUUCAGUACAAUACAAAGAUUGAAGCACUAAAGGCCAUUAAGGAAUGCAACAUGAAACCUCUACUAGGGAGGCCAAUUGCUGUAGAUUUGGCUGUUCCAAAGGAAAAAUUUGCCCCUGUCAAAGUCAAAACUGAAGAACCAGAAAUGGAAGAAUUCACUCAGGUGAAGGAGGAAGCUUCUCUAGAGAGCACUCAUGAAUAUGGUGUUGAAAAUUAUGAAAAUGUUAAAAUCAAAGAAGAAAGAUUCAGCAGUGACAAUGAUGACAGUGGCCUAGAAAAAGAUGGUGAUGGUGAAAUAGAUGAUGAUGAAGAAAAAUUCACAGCAGCAAAUAAGACUUAUAGUGAUGGUCCUAGUAAAGAUGUUGCUGAGGAGAGGACACUUUUCAUCAAAAACCUCUCAUAUGAAGCCACAGAGGAAGACAUCAGACAAGUUUUGGAGACCUAUGGCGCAGUGAAAUAUGUCAUACUCUGCAUUGAUCGCCUGACUCAACAUCCUCGGGGAACUGCUUUUGCACAGUUUUUGGAACGUGAAGCUGCUGACAAAUGUUUAGAGGCUGAGAGGGAUCCCUCUACCAAGUCAUUAUUUAUUCUACAUGGCCGGCCAAUGCACAUCAUGAAGGCCAUCAGCAGAAAGGAAUUACAGGAAAGGAAAAGUGAUAAUAAGGAUGUAUUACCCAAAGAUAAACGUAACCUGUACCUGGCCAGGGAAGGAUUUGUCCGUGAAGGAACUCUUGCAGCAGCAGGUGUCUCAAAAGCAGACAUGGCUCUCCGGAUUAAGAGAGAACAAGUGAAACGCAGAAUGUUGAAGAACUUGCACAUUUUUGUAUCUCCAACACGAUUAUGCAUUAAUAAUUUGCCUAAAACUGUCACUGAUAAAGAACUUGGUAGAAUAUUUAAAAGUUAUGCACCAAAGGAAGCUACGCUAACUGAGACACGGGUAAUGAAAAAUCUUAAAAACCUUGAUGAGAAUGGUAAGCCUAUGAGUCGAGGUUAUGGCUUCGUCUCUUUCACCAAGCACGAGCAUGCAUUAGCUGCCCUGAGAACAGUGAAUAACAACCCAGAGGUGUUCAGCAAUGAGCAGAGACCUAUUGUGGAGUUUUCUCUCGAAAAUCGUUGUGUUUUGAAGGCACGUGAAAAAAGGAUGGAGAAAAGCAAAGAAAAGAACCCCUUAUGGAAGAAAAAUGCAGCUUCAACUUCUGUAGAAAGAGAUUCAGUGAAUCCCAUCAAGCUGUCAAAGAAGCAUGACGAUAAUGUGCUAGAGGAAACAUCUCAUUCCUCCUUCAUGGGAUCCAAGUCAAAUCCCCAAAAUCGGGAUCUCCCUACUAAUUUUGGACCUAAGGUCCGGCAUGCCAAAAAGAGUCAUGCUGCAGCAAAAAUAAGCAGGAAGCAACUCAAGAAAGAGCAGAGGGAUCGUGCACAAGGGAAAAAAAGAAAACGUCCUCAGAACAGUGAAGUUGAGAUAGACUCAAGUCCUAAGAAAACAAAGAAAGAAGCUGAAAGUCAACCCAAAAAGAAAAAGAACAAUAAAAAGAAGAUAACUAAGCGUAUGAAAACAGAACUGAAGAAAGACAAGUCAUUCAAUUUAUUGGUACAAAAUUACAAGAAAAAGAUGUUAUCUGUUGAUUCAGCUUCACAGAAAAAAUGGUAUGAGGAUUAAUUGUAUGCUCAUGAUGCCCAACAAUUAAGUCCUACCAUUGUUUAUGUAAGUAGGUUUUUGGCUUGAUUGAUUUCCAAGAUGUAUUUUAUGUACACUGUUAUAAUCAAUUAGUUAAUAAAAAAAUAAAGGUG
Molecule: messenger RNA, 2550 nt
Organism: Scylla paramamosain (green mud crab)
Lineage: Eukaryota; Metazoa; Arthropoda; Malacostraca; Decapoda; Portunidae
Product: RNA-binding protein 28-like
Exons: 10
Coding region: 239-2419 (726 amino acids)
Cellular component (GO): nucleolus
Molecular function (GO): mRNA binding
Source: RefSeq, a predicted model, not a curated record